AACCAGUGCUUACGUGGACGGUAGAAUGGGAAAACUUAAAACUUUGGCUGCAAUUUGGGAAUUGCGGUUCUUCUUGACUUUAAUUUGGGAAAGAGCUCAAUAAUAACGACCGAUUUUACGACAGUUUUGAAACUAUCGGUGCAAUGCGACUAAAAAUUACUGACCCAGCAGAUUCUUCAGUAGCCAAACUUUACUUCUGAAAAAAAAAUUGAAAGGGACGACUCAUUAGGAGAGAGAAAGAAGAUAUUCACCGCCGUCGCCGCCGUCUGUGGCUGCCGGAUUCUAUCCUUCCUUACUCAUGAUCUUUACAAUUAACUUUCUUGAUUGAAGCCAAUAAUCCAGGUUAAUUAGAGAAUUUGUUAUCAUGAAACGGAGGGAGCGCAACUGGAUGUAUGAUAGGCUUAAUGGGCGUAAUCUUAAGCUCGGGUUCUUGAAAGGGGUUGAAGACUUCCUUGAGUAUUGCAGACAAAAUCCUGAGAGCUCAAACGUAGAUGAAGUUAGAUGCCCUUGUUCUAAAUGUAAGAACUUACGUCUCUACGAUGCGAAGACAGUCAAAGAUCACUUACACAAGAAGGGAUUUAUUCCUGACUACUAUGAUUGGUAUUGCCACGGGGAAAGUUUUUCAGAUCUAGACCAGGGGAAUUCUUCUUCUCAGAAACUGGUUGGGAAUUCUUCUUCUCAGAAACUGGUUGGGAAUUCUUCUUUUCAGAAACUGGUUGGGAAUUCUUCUCAGAAACUGGUUGGGAAUUCUUCUUCUCCGAAACUGGUUGGGAAUUUAUCUUCUCAGAAACUGGUUGUGAAUUCUUCUUCUCAGAAACAGGUUGGGAAUUCUUCUUCUCAGAAACUGGUUGUUAAUGUUAAUAAAAAUAACCAGGAACUGUUGGCUACAGGAAACUCAAGUGCCGUGGAAGAAGAGCCAAAUGUGGAAGCAAAGCAGUUUUUUGACCUUCUGAAGGCAGCAGAGCAACCACUUUAUGAUGGGAGUACCAUGUCUGUGUUGGAGAUGGCAUCUAAAAUAACAAGUCUGAAAUGUGUGUACAACUUGCAACACAAGUGUGUUGAUGGAUUUGCUUCUUUGCUAAGUGAAGCGAUUCCAGACAGCAACAACAUUGGUAGGACUUUCCUCGAAACAAAGAAAGUUAUUAAGGGGUUGGAACUUCCUCAUGAGAAGAUACAUGCAUGCCCUAAGGGUUGUAUGCUGUUUUGGAGAGGUGAUGCUCACUUAGACAAAUGUAGAUUGUGUGAUAGUGAUAGAUACAAGAAGACUUCUAAGGGUGCCUUGGUUCCUUCAAAAGUUCUAAUAUAUUUUCCAAUCACACCAAGGUUGCAAAGGUUGUUUGCAACUAAGAGCAUUUCAAAGGACAUGACAUGGCAUGCCAAGAAACCCCGAGUCCAAAACCAAAUGGUUCAUCCUAGGGACAGUGAAGCUUGGAAGCAUUUGGAUAGAUCUUUUCCUGAUUUCGCCUCCGAGCCUCGUAAUGUUCGACUUGGUAUGUGCACCAAUGGAUUUGCACCACAUGACAAAUUUGGAGGGCAAUAUGUGCCCGUCACUCUAACCCCAUACAACUUGCCUCCGUCAUUGUGUAUGAAAAAGCCUUUCAUGUUCCUUUCAUUGCUUGUACCUGGUUCGAAAAAAUUGAAAAGAAACUUGGAUGUGUACAUGCAACCGCUAGUUGAAGAGCUGAAACAAUUGUGGGAGAAUGGUGCCACUACUUAUGACAUCUCAAGGAAACAAAAUUUCAAUCUCCGGGCAGCCAUCUUAUGGACCAUUAGUGAUUUUCCAGCAUAUGGAAUACUAUCUGGAUGGUCUACUUCGGGGAAAAAGGCAUGUCCUUACUGUUUGGACAAAUGCAAAGCCUUUUGGCUUGACUAUGGGGGCAAAGUUUCUUGGUUUGACUGUCAUCGUCAAUUUCUCUCUCCUGAUCACCCCUUUCGAAACAAUAAAAUAGCAUUUUGUAAGAAUAGAGUUGAAAAGAACUCCCCUCCGUACAUCAUGUCCGGAGAAGAGUUGUGGCGUUGUGUGAAGGACAUGCCAAAAGCUAUUGAUGGGCCGGAAGCACUUAAAAGGAUAAAAAAGGCAAAAAAGGGUUGGUUUAAACAAAGCAUACUUUGGGAGCUUCCGUAUUGGAAGAAUUUGCUAAUUCGUCACAACCUAGAUGUUAUGCACAUUGAAAAAAACUUUUUUAAUCAAUUUAUUAACACUGUGAUGGAUGUGAAAAAACAUACCUCGGACACGGUGGCUGCUAGAAAAGACAUGGCACGUGUUUGCAAACGAACACAACUAGAGCUCACGGUAGAUGACAGAGGAAAAGAAAGCAUGCCAAAAGCACCUUUUACACUUGACAAGGCUCAAAAGAAGGUGCUGUGUGAGUGGGUUCGAGAUUUGCGGUUUCCAGAUGGAUAUGCUUCAAACUUGACCAGAUUUGUUGAUCUACAAACUUGUAAGCUUCGCGGCAUGAAAAGUCAUGAUUGUCAUGUCUUUAUGGAGAGGUUACUUCCAGUUGCUUUGAAGGAAUUGCUCCCAGAGCAUGUUUGGAAACCAAUUACAGAGAUCAGUCAAUUCUUUCGAGACCUGUGUUCCUCUACCAUCAAAAUGAGUGACAUGGAGCGCUUAGAACACAACAUUGCUGAGAUCCUUUGCAAGCUUGAAGUGAUUUUUCCCCCGGCAUUUUUUGACUCUAUGGAACACUUACCGUUGCAUUUGCCAUACGAGGCCAAGGUGGGUGGUCCUGUACAAUAUCGGUGGAUGUACCCAUUUGAAAGGUUUCUUCACCAUCUGAAACGCAAGGUCGGAAACAAGUCUCGUAUCAAAAGUUCAAUAUGCAAUGCUUACUUAAACGAGGAGAUUGCAAACUUUUGUUCACAUUACUUUCAGUCAGAAGUGGACACAAAAGCACUGGACUUAGGAAAGAAUGUGAAUUCAAAAGUUGAAAGACAUUUGCAAGAAAAAGAUGUCCCAGAAUUGUUUAAGGCUGUUUGCGGUCGUGCACCUAAUGAAGGCAGUCGUCGUUUCUUGGAAGACGUUGAGUAUCAACAUGCACAUAUGUUUGUGUUAGCAAACUGUGGCAUCUUAGGUGACUACGAGAAGAGGUUUGAGGAGCACAUUGUUCGUACUCGACCGGGUGUAGUUUUGGAGGACGUUUGGGAAAAAUGCGAAGCUGAAUUUUCUGAGUGGUUCAAGUCACAGGUACUUCGAUCAAUGACAACCAGUGAUGUGAUGCGUGCUUUGGCGAUGGGUCCAUGCAAACAAGCUCAGACAUGGAGUCAAUUUUCUGUUAAUGGUUUCAGUUUUCAAACAUAUGAGUAUGGCAAACACAAGUCGACCAUGAAUUAUGGAGUUUGUGUGUCCCAUCAAGAUGGAUCAGAGUUCGGCAUUUUGGAUGAUGUGAUUGAACUUGUUUACACCGGAAAUCUUGGAGUGUAUAAGACAAUAUUGUUCAAAUGCAGUUGGAUGGAGGAUAUUAAUAUUCAUGAACAGUACAAGCUUGUUGAGGUCAACCAUGUGAAGAAAAACCCAAACUGUAAUCCUUUUGUGUUGCCAUACCAAGUAAGGCAAGUGUACUUUGCACCUUAUCCCAGCCUUAAGAAGGAUUGUGCUCAAUGGUGGGCUGUGUUUAAGACAAAGGCAAAGUCAGUGAUUGAUGGUCAGGUUGACUCAGACAUUUUUCAGGAGGCAACUAUUGAGGUUCCACCAGCUCUAUGUGCUCCAGAUGAGAUUCCAGAAUAUAAUGAUGAAGAAGGUAUUUCGCAGGACGAGGAUGAUGGUGUUGAGGGAAUGCUAGUGGAUGCUGAAGAAGAGGCUGAUGACGAUGAGUCUAGCUGUGAUUCAAGUGAUGACAGCGGUGCUGCUGAUGAUGAUGAUGAGGAUGAUGAUUCUGAUUUGUUUUGUUGAAUUUAGUGUUGAUUUGGAUUACUUAAUUUGUAUUUUGACAUGAUUAGUGACCUUGAAAUAGGAUGUAUUGCUUUUUUUUGUAUGUUGACAUGAUUAAUGAUCUCGAAAACCUUGUUUCUUCACUGUGUCUCAUGCUGUUUUAAAACGACGAGAGAAAUUAGUAGGAUGCAGAACUUGUAUUGGACAAAGUUGAGUCCAUUGUGUCCUAGUUUUGUCCCUAUGUGAACUUUUUUCUUGAUAAAAUGAUUGUAAAGGUU
Chenopodium quinoa (quinoa) is the source of this 4149-nucleotide messenger RNA. RefSeq lists its product as uncharacterized. The transcript is spliced from 6 exons. NCBI's taxonomy places the organism in Eukaryota, Viridiplantae, Streptophyta, Magnoliopsida, Caryophyllales, Amaranthaceae. Bases 365 to 3892 code for a protein of 1175 amino acids. The record is from RefSeq and is a predicted model, not a curated record.